Urocitellus parryii (Arctic ground squirrel) is the source of this 2685-nucleotide messenger RNA. RefSeq names its product chromosome 9 C1orf115 homolog (gene C9H1orf115). The record is from RefSeq and is a predicted model, not a curated record. NCBI's taxonomy places the organism in Eukaryota, Metazoa, Chordata, Mammalia, Rodentia, Sciuridae.
AGGAGCAAAGGUUGGCGUCUUCGCUCUUAGACUGUCGUCGGAGGGGCAAGCGACAUCAUGACGGUGGGAGCCAGGCUCCGAAAUAAGGCGGCGAACAGCUUCCCUCUCCGCCGGCCCCUGGGACGAGCGCGGACCCAGAGGGACGAGGACACGGACGCCAUCCUGGAGCACCUGGAGUGCGGGGACGAAGCCGCCGAGAGCGAGGCGGGCGGGCGGCGCGCGGGGAACCGCAGCGCCAGGAGGGUGCACCUCGCCGUCCUGCCCGAGCGCUACGAGCCGCUGGAGGAGCCGGCACCGGGCGAGAAGCCCAAGAAAAAGUACCGGCAGAAGCUGAAGAAGUACGGCAAGAAUGUCGGGAAGGUCAUCACCAAAGGAUGUCGCUACAUAGUCAUCGGCCUGCAAGGAUUUGCAGCGGCCUACUCUGCCCCUUUUGGAGUAGCCACCAGUGUGGUAUCCUUUGUGCGUUAACAAGAGCCACCGGCGCAGGCACCACAAGAAGGAAUAGAAGCCUCAGCUCCCGGAACAGUGCAAACCCAGGAGCAUUUCAGACUUGAACUCACAGAAAAACUUAGAAGAGAAAAAAAAAAAAAAUGUCUUUCUUUGUUGAAUUGGAAGAAUGUUCUGAUGGUGCCAUCCCCGGCCAACUGCUGAGCUUUUCACAUCUCUUGGACACGGGUGGAUCCGGUAGUCAAUCCUGCAGAGAAUUAGGCCAGGUUAAGUUUGGGGAUUAGAGUUAGUUUGCAUUGUAUAAAGGUGAGAGCUUCACGUGAAGGUGACAGGGACAAGGAUGGAGACAGACACUUGACAGAUAUGAGCAGAUGAUAAUUUUGAGCAGGAAAAACAUAUGUUGACCUGGGAUCAGAGGGUUUUCUAGAUUCUCCUGCAGAGGUUCUGGCUGACAGAACCUUUUACAGCCUUAGGCUGCCUCAUUUCUGCUGGCAGCAAAGGAGCUGUUUAUUUCCAAAGUCAUUCUGCCCCAUCUCUUUCCUCUACCAGUCUGUCACCAGGAGUUUAAUUACAGUCUUGAAGAAGGAAGAAAGGGGGGGAAAAAGUCUCUUUAAAUUCUAUGAUGCUUUGAAAACUGUGUACACAGUUGUGUCACGACUGUUUAAAGUAGAUAAAAUCACGUCACUUUUACCCGUCUCUGCACAGAUGAGCAACUGGCAUUGAGGAAAGGAGGAAGGGCAGUUUGGACACAGGCUGGGUGGCCGGGACAGCUGGUUUGAGGGACUGCACCUGAUUCAUCCCAGACCAGCUUAGCCACAUGUUUGGAGCUGGCCAGAUCCUCCUGCAAAUGUGUGGCUGGCUCAUCAUAGGCCUCCUAGCUGCAUCAGGUCCCUCCUGACAGCUACUCAGCUGCUCCUCUAUGUCAGGCCAAUGAAGGGUGCUUUGUCCUGAACACAGGGGAGGAGGAAAAGAGAGAGGGAGACACAAACCCUGGGAAAGAAAGUGUAGAUUAAAUGAAGAAACCGUUAAGUAGGAGACAGGGGUGAAGGAAGUAGAAACAGGGUGAGAAGGAUAUUGGAAGAGACCGCUGGAAGUCAGGAGUCAGGUCUGGGUGCUCAGUGGUGGGGAAUCUCAAAAGGGCAGAGCCUUUGGCCCUAAGUAGGAACAAAGGAAAGCUGGGUGGUGAAGGGUGCCAUGGUGGUGUUUAAAACCCGUCUGGGGCCAGUGGUGUGGGUUUGCUUGUAGAAAUGUCCGGAACUGUUCUGCUCUGUCUGCAAGAUCAGUGGCAACCCAUUACCCCAGGAGGUUUCCCAGGGCAUAACAGGGAGACCUUCACACUCUUGCCUCAUGCAUCCAGCCCCACCAGGAGGCACUGAGAGGUGGAGAACACAGGAAGACAGACAGGUGGACAGAAAAAGGCAUGGGUGGAAGAGAAAGUGGUCGCUAUAAGGCUGGACUCAGCUUCUCUUUCUAGAGGCUCAUGUUGAAGAUACACAAGGGCCCAAUGAACAUUUGUGAGGAAAAGAGUAAACAGUCUUGUUUUAGCCCAAAUGGUGAAAGUUGAUAAUGGCAUAUUUUCACAUGUGAGAUUAUGAUAGCUUGUCUGGCUAACACUGGCAUGGGAGAAAAGGAGAGACAGACCCAGGUAGAGGAAAAUGCUGUGGCUGAAGGAGAGACAGUCAGGACCUGUGAGGGUUUCUGGUCACAGGAAGUGAAGGCAGGAGAAUGGGAAGUGUGCUUCAGAGAAGGGACCAGGGCUGCUGGGGCCUUUUCUUGCCUGACAAGUCUGUCCAAGGAAGAGCUCCUCCUCAACCCCCAAAUUGGAAAAAACUGCAAGGUCAAGCGUAUCUGGCCCUAGUUAAGAAUUAACUCAGGAAUGUCAAAAGUCGAAAGCUCACAGGGAUUGACCUGGGAGUCAGGUUCAAGUAUGCAGAGAUGGACUUCAAACCCUCUCCCAGCCUGUGUGGUCAUUUCCCCUAUGGUGGGCAGGGCUCCGGGAUGUUCUCAUAAUCAGUUCUUUGAAUUUAAGAAUUUGCAUCAUGUUGCAAAUUACUCUUUUGUCUUUUCUUUCUCAUUUUUUUUUUUUUUUUUUUUUUUUUUUUUUUUUUUUUUUUGGGGCCACACCUUACUGAGAAUUAAAUUUUAGAGCUUUCCCUUUACUGGCUCAACCAAGAGGCUUCUUUUGUAUCCCUUUCUUGCCCUGUGAUGAAAAUAAAAAUCCCAGCUUGUUUAUUGUUU